Molecule: messenger RNA, 1921 nt
Organism: Linum tenue
Lineage: Eukaryota; Viridiplantae; Streptophyta; Magnoliopsida; Malpighiales; Linaceae
Source: the annotation of a GenBank genome assembly
CACCAUUUGCCGUACCUCUCUUGUAUCGCUACAAUUUCCCCCAUCUCCAACAUUCAUCACCUACUCUGCUAUCUCUUCACUCACUCUCAGGCUCAGCCCUCACCCUCAGAAGCCUCAACUGCUCGGCUCUUUUCAUCAAUGGCGACCACUUUCACAACUAUGUCGAACGCGGGUUCACUAUCUAGCAUCUCGCAGCUCAAACCAUGGAGCCCUAGUUGCAGCUCGGUCAAGAUUUCCAGCAUCAGGACUCCAACGAAGUCGGCAUAUGGUUCUUCCUCUAGCUUGUCCUUCUCUGGGUCUCUUUCUCUCGGCCCUCUCAAGUCGUCGUCUUCCCCUUGCCAGAGGAGUGGAGCUCGUCCGCUUAGCUCCGUAGUUCGAGCUAGUGCUCAGGUCCCAGAUUUGCAAGCCAAAGUGACCAACAAAGUGUAUUUUGAUAUUAGCAUUGGAAACCCAGUUGGGAAGCUUGCUGGGAGGAUUGUCAUCGGAUUGUAUGGCGAUGAUGUCCCUCAGACUGCUGAGAACUUCCGUGCUCUAUGCACAGGAGAGAAGGGGUUUGGCUUCAAAAACUCGGCGUUCCAUCGUGUCAUCAAGGAUUUUAUGAUUCAAGGAGGUGAUUUCGACAAAGGAAAUGGCACUGGAGGCAAGAGCAUUUAUGGUCGGACUUUCAAAGACGAGAACUUCAAGUGUAAGUUCGAUUCUAAAGUGUUCUUUUUAGGAGCCAUAAACGAUACAUCAUUUCAUCUGCUUAGGCCUCAAUCAAGUGGCGACUUCUUUUCAAUUGUGAAUUAAAACAAAGGCCAUGUGAUCAUGGACUGGUAGGAGUCUAGUUGUAUGAAAUUCUCCUGUAUCUUCCUUGCAGUGACCCAUACUGGACCAGGAAUCGUUAGCAUGGCAAAUGCCGGCCCUAACACCAACGGAAGUCAGUUCUUCAUUUGCACUGUCAAGGUACAUAUAGUCAAUUUUAUGUAUAGAGCUAUAACCCCUCUUACAUUCUUCUUCAAUGCCAUAUUGAACUAACUAGCUUGUAGCUCUGAGGACCCUUCACUUACGGCUAUUAUGUUAAAAUAAAAGUUCAGCGAUUUCGUUUAUUAGUAACCCCGAAGUCCAGCUACCAUUCAUGCAGCAGCCAAUCCAUCACUUGGCUGUGCAUCAGGAGUGGCUUGAGUACAAAACUAGCAUAAUAGAUUCCCCACUCGUGUUCAUGAUACAAAAGUUUGAUGCUUUUUUUCCCCCUAAUGACCAGAAGUUUGGUUUUAUCCUUUUUUUUCUGGCAGACCCCGUGGCUAGACCAGAGGCACGUCGUGUUCGGACAAGUUUUGGAGGGAAUGGAAAUCGUCAAGCUCAUUGAAUCGCAGGAGACAGACAGAGGCGACCGUCCCAGGAAGAGGGUUGUCAUUGCCGAGUGUGGUGAGCUUCCCAUGUCGGACGCUUGAGGAGUAAUAAUUGAGGGGAAAACAAGAGAAGAUUUGAGGGUUAUCAGAAUCGCAUUUUUCUUAGCUUUCCAUUUUGAUUUUUGUGGAUGUGCUUGAAGGAGACAGCAGUACUUCUAAGCUUAGUUUACUUUGAGGGAUUUAAAGAUCAGUCGGAUGAGAGUCAGAAUGUGCCUUCUUCUUUUUAAUAGGAACGAGGGAAGAUUUGAGAAAUAGAGGUGCUCUACUUCUUUCUGCAAUUUUAACCUGCUUUUAAGUUUCACAAUUUAAUUCCAUUCGAAUGGAGCAAAAUCGCAAGGAUGGACAAUGGUUUGGGUCCACACUGAACCAAGUCUAACCAGAGUACCAGACCAACAUUUGUGUUGGUGGGUAAAACUUGUGGGUUGGAUCAAACUAGCCAGCCAAGUACAUAAUUUCAUCUUCUUUGUUAUCAGUCUCAAAUUUUAAGGAUUUUGCGUUCGUACAGUGGGCUCUGCCUCUGCAAUUAAACA